Molecule: messenger RNA, 1569 nt
Organism: Euleptes europaea (tarantolino)
Lineage: Eukaryota; Metazoa; Chordata; Lepidosauria; Squamata; Sphaerodactylidae
Gene: DCSTAMP
Product: dendrocyte expressed seven transmembrane protein
Exons: 4
Coding region: 30-1535 (501 amino acids)
Cellular component (GO): membrane
Source: RefSeq, a predicted model, not a curated record
UUCUCCUCAGAGUAAAGAGACACAAUGACAUGAAAAACCGUAAUGUUCCCUGCAGGACAGUCUUCACUAUCACUGGAUCUCCAGAGCGCUGGGGGAAAAUGACUAGUUUGAGCACAUUUGCUAAGCAUGUUUGGAAACUUUUUGCAACCGAAAGAAAGCCUGGCUGGAAGAAUCUCUUGCAUCUGUUUGCGAUCUGCAGCUCCGUUAGUUUAGUAGCGAAUGUGUUCCUGCUCCUAGCUGGGUAUUCCUUUCUGGUGGACUAUCCACUGUUUUCCUUGGUCACAUCUGCAUUCCUUUGGAUUAUCCUUUCUGUUGGUUUGUGCUCUUCUAGGCACCUGCGCUGCUGUGUCGCUCUCUUCUUCCUUUCCUGUGGUCUGCGUGAAGGAAGGAAUGCCUUAAUUGCAGCUGGGACUGGUGUAGCGGUAGCUGGCAACCUCCAAAGUAUUUUUUACAAUUUAAAGCAGCUAGCAGAUAGUGUGACGUGUAUUCUGGAGUCCCAAUGUUUUCCCUUUCUCAACCACUAUGUUGCAGCCAUUUGGUGGAUUUACCGUCAGCUCAGCUUUUUGGACAACCCGUUUAAAGAUAUCGUGUCAGUCGAGGGGCAGCUGAAUGUGUUUUACUCGGUUUCAGACGAGAACUUGAAAAUGAAACUUAAGCACACAAGGUGGCGCAUCCAGAAUGUUACCAGCCAGAUCUCUUCUGUACUAGCCCUACAACCAUAUGUGGGCAAGAAAGUGCUUCCUCUUCUUGGGAUUGUCUUCAUGGUUCUUGGGACGUAUCUCUUUGUCCGAAAAUUCCUGAACCCCCAAAACGUCAAAUUCAAGAAUACUUAUAUCACAAAAGAGUUUGUUCGAUACAACGAACAACAGUGGCAGCAAAGAAAGCUCUCUGUGUUGCCCCUCAGUAAGGAAGAAAGAAAGAUCUACACAACAGUCCCAUCUUUUCGCCAAACGCCCAAGGAAAGGAAAAGCACGGCACGCUUUUUUCUCCCUGUGCUUGCUAACCUUUGCAUUUGGGUUCUCUUUGCAGCAGUGGAUUAUUUGCUUUACUGGCUGAUUUUUUCCGUGAGCAAGCAUCUGCAAGAUUUCCCUGAGCUAGAGGUCCAUUUGAAAUUGUAUUACCAUAAAAAUGCUGAUAAAUUUAUCUUCAACAAUGGGGAGAUCAUUAACAAUACAACCUCCUUUAAGAUUCCUCUCUUUGAGCAUGCCUGUAUUCCCAAACCGAAAUUUGCCCUUGCUGCCACUUGGAGCCAGCUAGCUAUCAUCGUCUUCUUUUUAGCAGCGCUUGGGCUGUUGGCCUCUACCUUUACGCAGCUUAAGAUACUCGUGAUGACAUCAUUCUUUCCUCAGACAGACAUGAAACGGAUAGAGUAUCUGCAUGCAAAGUUAUUAAAGCGAAGAUCAAAGCUUCCUGAGCCAAACAGGAAAAGGAAACUGAAUUCAUUUGCAACGCUACACUUCUGGUUCCCCAUCGUCCAGGCGAUGAGAAAUGUCCAAAACGCAGGCUCUGAGGUGACAAAGGACAGCUGUGUUUAACAACAUAAAGAAAAUCUUUACAGAAAUUCAUGGU